Molecule: messenger RNA, 246 nt
Organism: Verticillium nonalfalfae
Lineage: Eukaryota; Fungi; Ascomycota; Sordariomycetes; Glomerellales; Plectosphaerellaceae
Exons: 1
Source: RefSeq, a predicted model, not a curated record
AUGGACGCCCGGCACGAGCGAGCGUGGGAAAGAGGCCGGAAAGUAGAUAUUGAAAUGAUCGUCGGCCGAGGCCCGGAUGGGCGCGUCCGCGUGCACGGUCACGAGGGCGGCGUCGUCAUCGAGUUCCAGUCGGAGCACGCGGACGGUGACCUGUCGAUACCACCAGACGGCGCGAACGCAAGCCGCAACAAUCCAGCAAGAACAUCCCACCGUAAUGAGCGCACGGCUUACGAGCACGGGCAGAAG